CCCCCCCCCCCCUCUCUCUCUCUGUCUGUGUAUGUAUAUGUGCGUAUCUGUUGUCGUUGCCAGCAAAAUAAAGUUGCUGAAUUGCGGGGGUUUUCUUCUUCUUUCCUUAUAAACAGGAAAUCUUUGACUCCAUGACCUUCAAGAUUUUUUGUAAUCUAUAAGGUGGAGAUUUGGGUUCUUUAAAUUCUUUAACAUUUUCCAGUUGGGAUCUUUUUCAAACCCCUCAGAUUUUGUGUUUUCCAGAUUUUGGGUAUCCAGAAAAUAUGGUGGGGAUAUGGUGGAUGACUUACCAUUUAUGAUAAUCCCUUUCGGUUCUCCUUUAAAUUCCAAGAUUUCUUGUUAAUUUUUCAUGGCUCAGAGGGAGGAUGGCUCAAGAAGAACAAAUUCUAAGGAGCAGUUAUAGUGGUAGCGGCGGCGGAGGCGGAGGCGGGGGUGGUGGUAGCGGCGGCGGAAGCGGCGGUGGAGGUAACUGUUGUAGUGGUGGUGUCAGUAGUAAUAGAUCUAAAAACGUUAAGCAAAAAAAAGUGCCACAGAGAGGGUUAGGUGUUGCACAGCUCGAGAAGAUUAGAUUGGAAGAACAGAGGAAAAAAGAAGCUUUACAAGCAGCUAAUGUUUUAGCCAAUAAUGCUAUUGGUUCACCUAGUGAUACUGCUUCUGUUCAAUGCCCCAAUUUUGGGUCAAGUCUUUCUCCUUCUCCAAAUUCAGUUCCUCUGCCACAGUCACCAACUAAUUUCCCUUCACCAAAUGCAUUGUAUAGAUCAGCCCCACCAGUCCCAGUUCAGAUUACAAAGCAAUUAGACGGUGAAUUAGGUUUGCAGUUGAUUUCUGGUCCUGGAAAUGGCAAUUGGCCUAGAUUGUGGAAUGGAGAGUACAGUCAUGAAGGAGAGAAUCAAAGGGUAGAACAUCUUGGCUUUGCAUUUCGACCUCCGCAAGUGAAUUUACCAUAUGAAACGAAUGCUGCGGUUGUACCUCUUCCCAGUGUGCCUCAGAGAUCAUACCAACUUCAGCGACCAUCUUCGUCUUCUUCAGUGGUGAAUUUCUCUUCAGGGAUUUCACCAUCAUCAGUAUUAAGUUCCCAGAUGGAGCCCCCUUCAAACCAAAGUCUUCGUGGAAACAGCUAUACAUCGUCAAGGCCAGAGGAAGAUAAGAUGGUUGGCAUGAAGAGGUCCUACCCCUUCUCUCUGGAAAGUCCAACUGCCACUUCCUUCCCCGGCAAUUUUCAUCCUGCAAUUGCUGCUUCGAGAUCAAGAUCAGAUGAAUUACCUUCAUGUAGCAGUGAGUACACAGUCCCAACGGAACCAAGAAACAAAUACAUGAGAGAUGGUCCUUCCAACUCAAGUCCCCUGCAUGAGCAAAAUCCGAGCGACGUCAUCAGGGACAACCAGAGGCUAAAUGGAGAUUUUUUGACAUUGGCUCCUCCGGUGGCUGCUUCUCCACCUUUAAACUCAAAGUACAAACAUCCUUCCGGCUACUCCGGUCACCAAGGGGCAAAACUAUCAGAUUUUAAGUACUUAGCCACUCAGGAAAAUCUCAAAAGCCAAAUCCAUCAUCUGGAACCAGGCGGAUCAACAGAACAACCCUUCAGCUUCUUCCCAGUUAAGUUACAAAGCCAUGUAAACAAUGGCAAUGGUGAAAAGGGAGAAACAAUUGAUCUCAAUCUGAAGCUAUAGAAGCUUGCCUCAUGUGAGGAUGACGAAAGAGAGGAGAAAGUCUGUUUGAUUUCCUUCUUGCACUGUCCUUUAGCCAAAGGCAAAGCUUGGUUGUUGAAGCCACCAACCUUUUAGGUGCUUAGGCUUUCAUGUGCUUGGAUGUGGGGUACGUCCGAUACCAUUACUAGCAAUAAUCUUUGGCAUGUGAGAUCGUUGGGAUCCUGACUAUAAUUUUGUCAUGCCAUGCUUCUCAUGGGACCUUAACCCUAUACAUUAUUAUUACAUAAUUAGAAUUUUUGUUAAUAUUAAUUUGAUUGCAGGCGUCCAUGACUACCAAAUACGAUGACAAGCGUGUCGCCUUGAAAAUUUUCCAUGUCGAAUCAAAUGCAUGUGUUUUGUCUAGUCAGCUCUGCACUAAAAUCUUUCCUAGUACUUAGUAUGCCCCUUCACUGUCAUCAUGACUUGUGUUGGGAGAAUUUUGCAAAGAUGUAGACUAAUUGAUGCUCUUUUUCUUGCUCACAUAUUCUUGACUGCAGAGCGUUUGGUUUGAGGAAAAUCUAGUCAUAGUUUGCUAUUUUUGUUCCGACGGCCUUUCAACUCUGUGUGAAG
This is a messenger RNA of Sesamum indicum (sesame), 2258 nucleotides long. RefSeq lists its product as uncharacterized. Gene Ontology annotation, molecular function: DNA-binding transcription factor activity. The record is from RefSeq and is a predicted model, not a curated record. NCBI's taxonomy places the organism in Eukaryota, Viridiplantae, Streptophyta, Magnoliopsida, Lamiales, Pedaliaceae.